Messenger RNA from Macadamia integrifolia, 1220 nucleotides. RefSeq lists its product as uncharacterized. Bases 199 to 990 code for a protein of 263 amino acids. The transcript has 2 exons. Lineage: Eukaryota; Viridiplantae; Streptophyta; Magnoliopsida; Proteales; Proteaceae. The record is from RefSeq and is a predicted model, not a curated record.
UCGUUCCAAAAUCAAUCACUUUGAAACAAGUUUAAAUUUCUUGAAACCCAGAUUCUUAGGAGUGAUAAGACCCUGUGAAUGAACGUGGCUACUACUGUUUCCUCUUUAUUCUCUCUCUUCUCAUCUGAAAUUGCCAUAAUAAUGAUGAUAUAUAACAAAGCAUAGAAGGAAAAAGAAGGGAAGAGAAGAGAAGAGUCCAUGGAGAGAUCAUUAGAAGAAGAAGAAAGUGGAGACGAACUGCAGAAGCAGUUGAAGCAUCUGGAGGAGGACUGGAACUCCUUAAAGCAAUCCAAUCCAGGGAGACUCCAAGUCCAACAUUGUUGGGCCACGCCUCACAGUAGUGUGAGAUCCGCUGCUGCUGCUAGUGCUAGCAUUCUGGAGCUCUUGGGGGACAAGUCACCGAGGGAUCUCAUUUAUUCUCUUGAGCAGAUCAGACAUCUUCAGGAGGAUGAGAGUGGUGGAGUAUGGAAGGUGAGGAACAAUGAUUUAGUAGUGGAGGAGAUACUCAGGGAUAGGAGGGCAGCCAUUGAGAGUGGUAAGUUGAAGGGGAGAAAGCUCUUUGACUUCGACUUGGAUAUCCUGCAGGAUGGUUCCAUUAGAGAUUUGGAUAUCAAUAACAGGUGGGGAUCAGAGGAUAGGUGUAGUGGCCGCUCUUCUGUUUUGAUUCAAGGCAGUGAAGUCAGAUCCAUGGGCUCUUCUUCUUCUUCUGAUACUGAUGAGGAUGAUGGUGGAACCCAUGGUCUCUAUCAUCAUUCUUCAUCUUCUUCUGUAUCUGCAAUGAAGGUAGAGAGUGACAAAGUGGUGACAAGUCUUGAUGAGAAGAGACUUAUAUGGAAAGGUGGUGGUGGGGGUAGGGAGAGAGCGAUGGUACUGAUGAUGUUUUACCUUGCUAUUUUCGUUAUAAUAUUUGUCCUGGGCAUCAUCUCAUUGAAAAGCUUUGAAGGAUUUGGAGAUCAGCAAUCUUCUUUUGAUAAUUUGAUCCCUACAUAAGCAUCAUCUCCCACACCCUCCUUAGAGUUCUCUCUAGAGGGUCAUGAACACACACAAACACCCACAUUCAGCUUCCAUUUCUAGGUUGGUCCUUUCCUCUCUCAAAAACUAAUUAUCUUCUUGUGUUUUAUCAGAUUAAGGUGUUUGAUGGUGUAAUUCUCAACUAUGAUGACUCCUUAUAUGGUAGAUAUUUGGUAUCAUAUUUAAAUAUAUUGAAGUUUUGAGUUUUA